Cavenderia fasciculata is the source of this 2361-nucleotide messenger RNA. RefSeq lists its product as uncharacterized. Bases 1 to 2361 code for a protein of 786 amino acids. NCBI's taxonomy places the organism in Eukaryota, Evosea, Eumycetozoa, Acytosteliales, Cavenderiaceae. The transcript has 6 exons. The record is from RefSeq and is a predicted model, not a curated record.
AUGUGUGAACGUAGAGUCGUUGGACGAUUUUUCGAAAAACAAAAAACUUUCAACUUCCUCACACAACACACAAACAAAAGAAUCGGUUCCAUCUCUAGAUAUUAUUUGUUUUUAAAACAGCAAAUUCCUUCAACUUUUUUUUCAUCAUUGAAAGUAUUUUCCAUUUAUGAUUCAUUAUUAAUCUCUAUGUCAUUUUUUAAAAGAAAACCUUCAAAGGAAGAUUUAGGGGAGACAGCAUCAUUUAUCGAUCUUGAAAAUGCAAGUGCUGGUAAUGUGACGGGAUCACCAACGCUAGGUAGUGUCAAUGGCACCAGCAGCGGAGGUGGUGGCAAGAUGAAUUGGGCAGCAGCCGAUUUAUUUGUCCAAGUUUUGGGUGUCGAUCUUCGAAGUGUAGCCGCUUUUAGAGUGGGUAUCAGUUUGUUGAUCGUACUCGAUCUCUACGUCAGAUCACUCUAUUUAUACGACCAUUACACAGACUAUGGAGCAGUGCCAACCAACACGGUCAUUGAUGCCAAUCCAUACAUGUGGUCCUUUUAUUUCAUCAACUCGUCCAUCCAUUUUGCCCGUGUCCUCUUUUUCAUAAACUUUGUCGCCGGUCUCUGUUUGAUGAUCGGUUACAAGUCCCGUCUCUCCAAUUUCAUCUGUUACAUUUUAAUGUCUUCACUUCAUGUUAGAAAUCCAUUAGUAUUAAAUGGAGGAGAUGACUUUUUCAGAUUGAUGGUAUUUUGGAUGAUGUUUUUACCAACUGAAGCCAAGUUUUCAAUUGACUCUAUUUUAAAUGUGGAACAAAUCAACAAACGAUCCAAUAUCAACCACAAGUCGAUAGGAUAUUCACCAGUUCCCCAAUCCAACGCAUCCACCACAUUCCCAGUCACCGAUACGACUGGUAGCUACUACCUUUCGUUUGGUUCGAUGGGUGUCAUGUUGCAAUUCUGUUUUAUGUAUAUAUUCACUGCACUCCUCAAGACUGGUGCAGAGUGGCGUUCCGAAUACUCAUCGGUUUGGUAUGCUCUCAACCUCGACCAAUUUGUCACUCGCACGGGAUUGAUCCUGCGUGAGUACAUUGCAUUGGGCCAGUUCUUGACCUGCUUCUCGUACUACUUUGAACUCUAUGGCUAUUUGUUGUUCUUUAUCCCCAUUCGUCGUCUACAUGGUCCACUUCGUACAUUUGGUGUAUUGGGAUUCUGGUGUCUUCACAUUGGUUUUGGCAUGUGUCUCGAACUCGGCUUUUUCAUGUAUAUUCCAGGUAUGGCCGUUCUUGUAUUCUUGCCAUCUUGGUUCUGGGACAAGAUCUCUUCUAUGGUCUACACACCAGCUCGUACCUCUACCAUCAUCUACUAUGACAAUAGUCAUGCCGAGAAUGGUGAGAACCUCAAAAAGGUGCUUUCCAUCUUCAAGACCAUGUUCUUGGUCCAAUCAACCCCACUCCUCCCAUCGCAACGUCCACACCAACGCGUUGAGGACUUUAACAACAACCCCGUUCUAGACACCCCUCUAUCCAUGAUGGAAGAUAAGAUAUACAAUGAAAUGAAGGUAAACAAUAGUUGGAUCUGCGUUGAAAACGGUCUUACUUUGGAACGUGUCUAUGGAUACCAAGCAUUUGUCCAACUCAUCUCGCUCUCUCCACUCCUUCAAAUCUUUACAUUCUUUGUUCGUCUUGGUGCCUUUGCUAGAUUAUAUCUAUGGAUUACCAAUCGUCCACUCUUUGUUUCAGGUAAAAGUUGGAAUAUCUUUACUAAAUUAUAUCCAACUAAACCAGUUUCAGUUUCAAGAAAAUAUUGGAAAGAACUUUUAUGUUUCUUGGCAAUUAUUUUCAUUUUCAAUUGGAAUUGUGCAGGUGUUUAUGAUUAUUCAGUUUCUGAAAAUGUUAGAUGGAUUGCUCCAUUAUUCAAGAUUGAUCAAUAUUGGUCAAUGUUUAGUCCAUACCCAAGCAAGGAUGAUGGUUGGUUGGUGUACCCAGGUAUUUUGGUCGAUGGAACUGAAGUGGAUGUGUUUAGACCUGGCCAAAACGUCACCUAUGACAAGCCAGAGUUGGUUUCACAAAUGUUCCCAACCCAAAGAUGGAGAAAGUAUCUAAUGAACCUCGAAUCCUACUACAACAAGGACAAACGUAUUCACUAUGGUCGUUAUCUUUGUAGAGAAUGGAAUUGGUACAACAGGAAUCCAGGAAGCCGACAAUUAAAAUCUUUUAAAAUUAUAUACAUGGUUGAAAUGACUCCCAUGUUCCCAAUCGAUCAUGUCAUUCCUCAAGACCCUCCAGCUGAACCAAUAGAAUUAUGGUCUCAUAAUAAUAAAAUAUCAAAUAAUAAUAAUAUUAAUAAUAAUAAUAAUAAUAAUAAUAACAAUAAUAUUAUUAUUUAA